GGAACAUUUGUUUACUGCUUAGUUUUCGCACCGCGGAACCGUCUGCAGAAGCAAUCCGACAUGUCGGUGAACCUCGUACUAGAGAACUACAUCGGCGGGAAGUUCGUGCCCUGCUCCAGGCACGUGGACUCGUACGACCCGUCCACCGGAGAGCUGUACUGCAGAGUCCCGGACAGCGGCGUGGAUGAGGUGGAGGCAGCAGUGAAGGCUGCUAAAGAAGCGUUUCCUGGUUGGUCAGCUACAAGUCCAGCAGAAAGAGCUCAGCUUCUCAAUAAACUUGCUGAUCUGAUAGAGGCUCGUCUGGAGGAAUUCGCACAGGCAGAGUCUAAAGACCAGGGGAAGACGAUUAGCUUUGCCCGAAAUGUCGACAUCCAGCGUGCCGUGCACAACUUCCGAUUCUUCGCUUCGUCCGUCCAGCACCACACGACCGACUGCAGUCAGAUGGACCACAUGGGCUGCAUGAAUUACACAGUGCGCUGCCCUGUAGGAGUGGCUGGUCUGAUCAGUCCUUGGAACCUGCCUUUGUAUCUGUUGACCUGGAAGAUCGCUCCUGCUGUAGCUACAGGGAACACGGUGGUGGCCAAACCCAGUGAGAUGACCUCAGUCACUGCCUGGAUGAUGUGUAAGCUGCUGGAGGAGGCUGGUUUUCCUCCAGGAGUUGUGAAUGUAGUGUUCGGCACAGGUCCACGUGCAGGUGACGCCCUCGUGUCACACCCGGACGUGCCAUUAAUUUCGUUUACAGGCAGCACAGCUACAGCGCGAAUGAUAACAGAGCGCAGCGCCCCCUACUGCAAGAAACUCUCCCUGGAGCUCGGGGGUAAAAACCCGGCUGUCGUGUUCGCUGAUGCUGACUUGGAACAGUGCAUCAGCACCACCGUGCGCUCCAGUUUCUCCAAUCAGGGUGAGAUUUGUCUCUGCACCAGCAGGAUCUUUGUGGAGCGGAGCAUUUACCCAGAUUUCCUUGCGAAGUUUGUCGAGGCGGCUCGCCAGUGGAAAACCGGAGUGCCCUCUGACCCCUCGAACAACAACGGAGCGCUUGUGAGCAAGGAACACUUACAGAAGGUGCGAGGUUAUGUGUCUCUGGCUGUGUCUGAAGGAGCUCAGGUGCACUGUGGAGAGGGAGUCGACGCUCUCAUCCUCCCGCCUCGCAACGCAUCCGGAUACUUCAUGCUGCCUACAGUGAUCACGGGCGUGGACGACUCCUCUGCCGUGAUGCAAGAGGAGAUCUUCGGCCCUGUCACCUGUGUGACGCCUUUCGAUACAGAAGAAGAAGUGAUAUCACGGGCUAACGGCGUGCGCUACGGUCUGUCCGCCGUGGUGUGGUCCAGAGACGUAGGACGUGUCCACAGAGUGGCUCGGCGGCUGCAGGCCGGGUUAGUGUGGACCAACUGCUGGCUCGUCCGAGACUUAAACCUGCCGUUCGGAGGAAUGAAGAGCUCAGGCAUCGGGAGAGAAGGAGGGAAAGAUUCCUACCACUUCUUCACUGAGGUUAAAACUAUUACUGUAAAGCACUGACAGGAUGCAGGUUAACACACUAACAUUAAAGUGCUGUUGCGAUGAGACAAAGGCGAGUGAGGAUCCAAAUGCAGUUCAGUCUUUUAUUGAUCCAAAACAAGAAACAGGCAAACAGACGGGCAGAACACUGAGCACACAGGAAACAGGAACAUAGACACCAACAUUCAACAACGAACAACACCAGGGAAGUGAACAAACAGAGUAGAUAUACAGUAACAAACAGGAACCAAUCACAACGCAGAGACAAUCAGAGACUAAGACGAUACACCUGGGGGGGGAGAUAGAGUGCAAUUAGUGUCCAUGGUAACAAAUGAGUGGGCGGAGCAAACAAUUAACAGCAAGGCAGACAGCAGACAGAAACAGGGCAAAACACAGACAGACUCAUUACAAGUUCCUUAACUCACAUUAAAUCAGACAUUAUUUUCACAAACUUCCUGCUUUUUUUUUUUUAAACCCCAGUCUUAAAUAAUGUCACCAUUUUAUGUCUUUGACCUUUACAGACAAAUCCAAUUCGAUGCAACUGGUUUCGUUUGCGACUGUUUUAAUAAACAUUUCACUGCAGUGAUCGAA
Messenger RNA from Tachysurus vachellii, 2085 nucleotides. RefSeq names its product aldehyde dehydrogenase 8 family, member A1 (gene aldh8a1). The record is from RefSeq and is a predicted model, not a curated record. Gene Ontology annotation, molecular function: retinal dehydrogenase (NAD+) activity. Gene Ontology annotation, biological process: retinoic acid metabolic process. The transcript has 7 exons. Lineage: Eukaryota; Metazoa; Chordata; Actinopteri; Siluriformes; Bagridae. Bases 61 to 1515 code for a protein of 484 amino acids.